This is a messenger RNA of Aethalodelphis obliquidens (Pacific white-sided dolphin), 2041 nucleotides long. RefSeq names its product ethanolamine-phosphate phospho-lyase (gene ETNPPL). The transcript is spliced from 13 exons. The record is from RefSeq and is a predicted model, not a curated record. Gene Ontology annotation, cellular component: mitochondrion. The coding region runs from base 117 to 1616 and encodes 499 amino acids. Gene Ontology annotation, molecular function: pyridoxal phosphate binding; ethanolamine-phosphate phospho-lyase activity; transaminase activity. NCBI's taxonomy places the organism in Eukaryota, Metazoa, Chordata, Mammalia, Artiodactyla, Delphinidae.
CCCAACGGGGGAAAACGAGAGAAAAGGGCCACCGCUGAGACAGUCCCGCGGGCUCGCGAGGGAGGCGAACGGACCGGAGAGGGGAGACCCCUGGGAGCGCCCGGCACCCCGCCAGCAUGUGCGAGCUAUACAGCAAGCAAGACACCCUGGCGCUGAGGAGGAAGCACAUCGCGCCCUCCUGCAAAGUUUUCUUUGCUGCGGAUCCCAUCAAAAUAGUGCGAGCCCAGGGGCAGUACAUGUUUGACGAGAAAGGUGAACAGUACUUGGAUUGCAUCAACAACGUAGCCCACGUGGGACACUGCCACCCAGAAGUGGUCAAAGCUGCCCAGAAACAGAUGGAACUACUAAAUACAAAUUCUCGAUUCCUCCACGACAACAUUGUUGAGUAUGCCAAGCGCCUGUCAGCAACCCUGCCGGACAGACUCUCUGUGUGCUAUUUUACAAAUUCAGGAUCUGAAGCCAAUGACUUAGCCUUACGCCUGGCUCGGCAGUUCAGAGGCCACCAAGACGUGAUCACUCUUGACCAUGCUUACCAUGGUCACCUAUCAUCUUUAAUUGAGAUCAGUCCAUAUAAAUUUCAAAAGGGCAAAGAUGUCAAGAAAGAAUUUGUGCAUGUGGCACCAGCUCCAGAUACUUACAGAGGAAAAUACAGAGAAGACCAUACAGACCCGGCCAGUGCUUAUGCCGACGAAGUGAAGAAAAUUAUUGACGAAACUCAUAACAGUGGAAGGAAGAUUGCUGCCUUUAUUGCUGAAUCCAUGCAGAGUUGUGGCGGACAAAUAAUUCCUCCAGCAGGCUACUUCCAGAAAGUGGCAGAAUAUGUACACGGAGCAGGAGGUGUGUUUAUAGCUGAUGAAGUUCAAGUAGGCUUUGGCCGAGUUGGGACACAUUUCUGGAGCUUCCAAAUGUUUGGUGAAGAUUUCGUUCCAGACAUCGUCACAAUGGGAAAACCAAUGGGCAAUGGCCACCCAGUGGCAUGCGUGGUAACAACCAAAGAAAUCGCAGAAGCCUUCAGCAGCUCUGGGAUGGAAUAUUUCAAUACGUAUGGAGGAAAUCCAGUAUCCUCUGCUGUUGGUUUGGCCAUCCUGGAUGUAAUUGAAAAUGAAGACCUUCAGGGAAAUGCCACAAGAGUAGGGAAUUAUCUUACCAAGUUACUGAACAAGCAGAAGGCUAAACAUACUUUGAUAGGAGAUAUCAGGGGCGUUGGCCUUUUUAUUGGAAUUGACUUAGUGAAGGACCAUCAGGAAAGGACCCCCGCCACAGCUGAAGCUCAGCACAUCAUCUACAAGAUGAAAGAAAAGCGAGUGCUUCUCAGUGCCGAUGGACCUCACAGGAAUGUGCUUAAAAUAAAACCACCUAUGUGCUUCACUGAAGAAGAUGCCAAGUUUAUGGUGGACCAGCUGGAUGAGAUUCUAACAGGUUUAGAAGAAGCUGUCGGAGCCAAAACUGAGAGUGUGAUCUCUGAGAAUACUCCGCGCAGAACCAAGAUGCCUGAGGAAGCCCACUCGGAAUCGCUCAGUGACGGCAGCCCGGACCCCAAAGAAAAUCCCAGCCUAAAAAGAAAUGGAUUGUGCACAGAUAAACAUUCACUGCUCAGUAAGAGGCUCAAGACAUGAGAGACGAGCAUUUUACAGCAAGGUAAAUGUCCGGAGUUACACAGAAUGAAUGGAAGUGUCCCUUCUGUUAAAGCUCUAUUAUACCCGCCAAAGGAAGACUCUGCAUUCCAUUCAGAGGUAUAAAUAAAGUAAAUGAGUAAUAAGAAAAAUCCAAGUGAUAAUCAAACCCUGUCAAGAUUUAGCCUCUAGCCUGUUAAUUCCUUACUUGAGAUUUCUGAAAGUACUUCAUUUAUUCUACUCAAUUUCAGCUUCAAAUGGAAUAUUUAUUAAGUUGGAAGUUUUACGUCUCAUGUUUUAAUAUUUGACACGACAGAGCAAAGUACAGUAGUAGGUUCCUGAACUUUGGAGACUAUGAAUUCUUUAAUGAUUUAAUUUGUAUAUAUUUAUGGACUAUAAUAAAAUAAAAGGUGAUGUAAACCAAAAAA